Messenger RNA from Lachancea meyersii CBS 8951, 5148 nucleotides. Lineage: Eukaryota; Fungi; Ascomycota; Saccharomycetes; Saccharomycetales; Saccharomycetaceae. The record is from the annotation of a GenBank genome assembly.
AUGGAACUCAUCCAGGGCUUCAUUCAGCCGCCUAAGGUUCAAUCUGUAGACGACACGAUUCCUACGCUAUGCGAUCGUGUUGAAAACGCGACACUGCUCAGCGACCGGAGAUCAGCAGUUUUGGGCCUGAAGUCGUUUAGCAGAAAUUACAGGGAAGCAGUAAUCGCUUCUGGUCUGAAACCAUUGAUUACUACCCUCAAGAAGGAUGUAGCAGACGAGGAUUCAGUGAAAGCCAUUCUGGAAACGCUCCUGAUCCUGUUUAUACGCGGUGAAGGAAACGCGGACUUGACUCGCAACUGGAUCUCCCAACAGUCGCGUCUCAAAAACGGAAAGUACCCAUCCCCUCUGGUGAUGAAGCAGGAACGACUAGAUCAUGAAUCGGUCGAUCAGUUCUCUCUGUGGAUUGCAGAUUUCAUGACACAAACAGACGAAAUGGUGCAUUUAUUCGUUGGACUUCUGGAAGUCGAGAACUUCCAUAUCAGGUUGUAUACAAUCCAGCUACUAGAAGCUUUCGUUGCUUCUCGUGCAUCUAGAACGCGCGAAGCCAUUGUCUCGCUCCCGAUUGGUGUCUCCACCCUAGUAGCGCUUUUGGAAGAUGUCCACGAACCCGUCCGCGAUGAGGCUGUUUUACUUCUUAUGGCUUUGGCCAACAAGAGCUCACAUAUUCAGAACCUGGUGGCUUUUGAAAACAUAUUCGAGAAGCUUUUCAACAUAAUUCAGGAAGAGGGUGGACUUCGUGGAUCCCUGGUGGUAAGCGAUUGUUUGUCACUGAUCGUCAACAUCCUCAAGUACAAUGCUUCCAAUCAAGUGCUGUUCAUGGAGACUGGAAAUUUGCCCCAAAUGGCGAAGCUUCUAAACGGACCUAUGGAAGAUGGAUUUCAUUGGAAUGAUCAAAGACUACUAAACAUGAAAACCGGUCUAGAAAUUUUGAUGCUGAGCGUCGAAUCCCACAAUACUUCUACACCAAAACACCAAAAGAUGCUCUUGAACUCGCAUUUGCUCAUGAUAGUAUUGAGACUGGCACUUUUGCCGACAAUACCGAACUCAGUGCGUCCUUUUGCGCUCCUUGCUGCGGCAGAUAUGGUUAGAGAUAACAACGAGGUUCAGCUAGAGUUGAGAAAAAUCGAUGUUCCACCUUUUGACCCAAGCAGCAGCCAUCCGCUCGUAAAUUCGACAAGGCUCGUUGGUGUGACUGAUCUUGUGAUGAACUGGUGCUUUUUCGCGAACUCCGUUCACACCUUCGAGAUCAGGCGCGCAUCCUCUGAACUCCUAAAGGCGUAUCUCAACAACAAUAAGAAUCUGAAGCUGACUUUCGUCAAGGAGCAGAUAAACAUUUAUAGGGAAGGUGACCAUCUUGACGAGGAAUCUGAUGAAGAAGGUUACAAAGCUGGCAUUUUCAACGUUCUUCUGGACUAUGACCCCGAAUUGAAGCUAAACCCAUACAAGCUUUAUUUUGCUGUAGAUUUGCUACUUUAUCUGCUACGUGGGGAAUCAAACCUUGAAAUUAGGGACACAAUUCGGGGAAUAAAGUGCAAGGGCUAUGAUACUGUGGACGAGACUGAGGAAGCUAUGAGCCCUGUGCAAACCGUUCUAGAGCUGCUGAUGACAUCUUUUUCUCUCGAAGACUCAAGAGUGUCAAUCUCUUAUUUGUGUCUUUUAAUUUAUUGGCUGUUCGACGAUUCUGCUGCGGUUAGUACAUUUCUCUCAGAUAAAGCAGUAUUGCAGUCGCUUCUCGCCUACACUUCUCAGAUGAAAGAAGAUGAUGUCACAGUUAAUUGCUUAGUCUGCGCUUUAUUGGGAGUAGCUUAUGAAUUUUCAUCGCCAAAUAGCAACGUCACUCGAGCUGAGUAUUUCGAGCUAUUGAUCAAAAGCGUUGGGGUUAAUAACUAUAUGUCAAAAAUAAGGCAGUUGCAAGAAAGUUCACUUUUCGCCGAUUCUAUCAAUAGCGAUGACUUUUUUGAAGUUCUCGACACUGAUACCACCGGGUUGCCGAAAGUAUACUUCAGUCCAUAUUUCAAGGAGCUUGUGAAGGACAACUUCUACAGAAUUCAGACUGCUCUAAAAAGGGGACCUGAACAUCAGACUGUCGGUAAAAUUUCAUUCGAAUCCUUCGAUGACCUGCGUCAAGAGAAAGCUGUUUUGGAGAAUAAGGUUUCGGACCUAGAAAAAGUCUCAAAUGAACAGUUUAAGGAAUUGCAGACAUCUUACAAAGAGGCUAAAGAGCGAUUCAUUAAGGUGGAAGAACAAAAUAAGCAAUAUGAGUCCGAGUUGAAAGAAAAGUCUGAGACACUUGCUACUUCAAAGGGAAGGCAGGAUGAGCUGGACCAGAUUUUGACAUCGUUGAAAGAUGAGCAGAAAAAUCUUGUACAGGAGCAUGAAAAGAAAAAAGCUCAGCUAUCUAAGUUAGAGACAGAACUGACCAACAAGGUCUCCACUAUUGAAAAACUAGAGAGGGAUCUGAAAAGUGCUACAGCAGGCAAAAAAGUAGCAGAGGAUGGUAUCAAUAAAAUGAAUAGAGAACUCUUCACUCUGUCCAAAGAUUACGAGCGCUUGAAAACCGAUUCAUCGAAAGCUCGGUCCGAACUCGAAAUAUCUCUUAAGAACUCGAAAAGCGAAUUGAAAAGGCUAGAAGCGAAAAAAGAUUCAUUCGAAAACGAGGUAAGCCUGAUUUCAUUAAAGUUGGAAAAGGUGAACAACGACAAAAACAAAAUAGAUGCGGAAAAUGUAUCGCUACAGAAGGAGCGCUCGGACCUCAAAUCCAGGCUAGAAAACCAAGACCUUCUUGUUUCGAAAUUAUCUACAAAGCUAAGAGAGCUUGCGGAAACCUGUAAGCAGCUUGACGAAGAGAAAACCUCGAAGAGUGCCGAGAUUCAACAAAUAGUUCAGACGAAUGAGAGAGAGCUGUCAAACUUUGAGAAAGAAAUCAGGUCACUUCAAGAUCGUCUAAACUCAGUCGAAAACGAAAAAAAGAAUUUGACUCAGGAGAUUGACUCGCUAUGUGCUUCAAAAAAGGACAGAGACACGCAAUAUCAAGCUCUCAAGGAGCAACAUGUUGGAUUGAGAGCAAAACUGAGAACGUUUGAGGGAACUCUGAUGGAGAUGAAAGCUUUGUGCUCACACUUUCGAAAUUCACUUUCUGGCAUACCGGAGAGAAGUAAAAGCCUGUCUCAACACAUCAGAAAGUUGCAUGAGCAGCACACGAAAAAGCUCGAAGAGGCAGCUAAAAUGGUGGAACAUCAUAAAAAUGAAGCAAAGUCAAUGGAAAGUGGAAAGAUCAAAGCCGCUGAACAAAUCAAAGAGCUAAACAAAACCACCUCUCAACUUCAGGAAAAAAUUGAGCACAUAGCUUCUGAGAAAAAUGAGGCAAUAGCCACUCUAAAGAAGGUAAAGACGGACUUCGAGGAAAGGGAAGAAACAACCCUUAAGACUAUAAGGGAUCAAAAAGAGACGAUGAUGAGAGCUGUGCAAGAAAAAGAAGCAAAUCUGAAAAACUCAAAAAACCUGGAAUCUGAAAUCUUGCGCCUGGAAAAGAAACUGAAGGAGCUUGAAGUAAGCCGUGAAGUACUUUCUAAGAAAUCGGAGGCUAGCAAAUCUAAAGCGGCCGAAGAGCUGUCAACUUUGAACUCAAAUUUCGCGCAGCUGUCUGAGGAAUACGAUAUGCGUAAGCGCGAGCACGAGCAAUGCAUUAACUCUCUAGAGGCUACGAAGGUGGACUAUUACUCUGUCAAAGAGGAGCUCGAGAACACCCGGUUGGGACUACAAGAGCAGAAAAGUGUUGUAGUGAACGGCGAACUUAGAUCUAAAGAAUUAGAAGAUGAGCUUAAAGCGGCAAGAAAAGGGUUAGACACGAAGAAUACUGAAGUUAAAACGCUAAAAGCAGACGUUCAAGAAUGGAAAGACAAGUGCGCGGCGUCAGAGAGUAGAAUAGGAGAGCUGACAAGUUCGUUUGAAAAGGACAAAAAUUCCUUAACUGAUGAUAUCCUUCGACUCAAAAAUACUAUGCGGGAGAAAAAAGCAGAACUGGAGGAGGAAAGAGCGCUGCUAACUGAGGGGUCCGCGAACGUAGCCGAGAACUAUUUGAAAAAAAUUAGCACUUUAGAAAGCAAGCUGGAAAAGUUAGAAGAGGCCCAUGCCAUGGACAUGGGAGAUUGCGAAAAGGAAAAAAACUCAUUAACAUCUCUUCUUAGAGAAGCCGAAUCGUUAGCAUCUGACAGAGCUAAUGAAUUAGAGCAUGCCAAUAAAAGGUUGCUAAAAGCCAUUGAAUCGCAAAAGAGCUGCGCAGAAAAUCUAAAGAAGUUAAAGGAUUCACAGCAGGUAAAAAGUGAGGCGACGGCCUCUCAAAUAAACGAGCUGAAGUCGGUGAUCUCACAGAAGGACAGCGAUAUUGGUACCCUCGAGUCAAAAUUAUCGACGAAAGAAUCAGCGGUGGAAAUUCUGGAAGAGAAAAUAGCGAAUUAUUUUAAAGAGCUUGAUCAAGAAAAAGACUCUGUCAAAAGCCUAAAGAGCUCUGAAGACGACUUGAAAAAAGCUCUUCAGCAAGUUAAAGAGGCUGCUGAUGCGACAAACGGAAAACUCAAAGCGCAGCUUGUCGAUUGUGAGAAGAGCUCAGACUCACUCAAAAGUGGGACUGAAAAACUGAAAGUAGAUUCGAGAGCUAAAAGUGAAAGAAUAGAAACACUUGAAGCCGAUCUGCGCAAUCUGAAAAAAGAGCUAGAAGAAACGAAAUCGCAGAACAUCAAAAAACUGGAAAAGCUAGAGGUGGCCAACUCAGAGUUGGCUGAGCAAGUUGGCUUUGAACAGAGAGGGAAGCAAGCUGCCGUGAAUGAAUUGAAAUUUGCCAACGAUAAUAAUCAAGCCGUUUUAGACAAAUUGAAGCUUUGUGAAAGUGAUCUAAAAAGCAAGAGCAACGACGACGCAAGCGAAAAACUUGUCAUCAGUUUAACUUCGGAGGUCGAUAAAUUGAAGCGCGAAGUGGACGAUUGGAAAACUAAAGCAUCGGACCGUUCUGAACUCGAUGACUUGAUGUUACUCGUAUCUGAGCUAGACGAGAAAAACAGCAAAUACCGGGCGAAGUUGGAGCUUAUGGGAGGCCACGUCUCUUCCGAUGAAGAUGAGGAGGUGGAAGAGAGUGCCGCAGAAGAUAAUUGA